This is a messenger RNA of Stegodyphus dumicola, 2742 nucleotides long. RefSeq names its product chymotrypsin-like protease CTRL-1. Gene Ontology annotation, biological process: proteolysis. The record is from RefSeq and is a predicted model, not a curated record. Lineage: Eukaryota; Metazoa; Arthropoda; Arachnida; Araneae; Eresidae. Gene Ontology annotation, molecular function: serine-type endopeptidase activity.
CUUCUUAGAACGCACGCGGUGUGCGGAGUUUGACCUACUGCUGCUACAAGACUCGUUCUUUGCGCCCCUUAUCAAACCCCACUUUCGUUUUGAUAGAAGGAUAAUUUUCUGCUUAAAAACACGGGCUAAAAAUCAUUGCUCCUUCCGCUAUUUCGUAAUUUUUUAAAAAAUACGUGUAUUUAUUAUUACGGUUAAUGAAUUAUUUGUUAGACGAAUGCGGGAAAAUAAUUUGGAAUAACCACGAGGAUCUUUUUCCAGUAUUCCAGCUUUGGAGCAAAUCCUUUGGAGAAGAUGCCUUUUUAUUUUUUGAAAGUUGCUCCAAUAGUCUUUUUCUUCUUUGAACUGAUUCAAUCCCAAGAAGGCAAUGAUUUUCAGUGUGACUGUAUGGAAUACUGGGAGUGCGUGGGACAAGGCGGGGCACCUCUUGCCUACUGUGAUUACUCGCACAAAGUAUGCUGUUUCUUUGACUCCAACGUGCAGAACGUGGGAAUCCUCCCCAAGAAAGGCAAAUUGUCCUCCUGCGGGCAGAAGGGAGCGGACAGCGGGAAAGACGGCGUCUCAGAAGCCGGAGAAUGGGCUUGGCAUGUUGCUAUCUUGGAGAAGCCUUUGGAUUUGUAUGUCUGUGGUGGAUCGCUUUUGGACGAAUACUGGGUACUGACCGCAGCUCAUUGUGUGGAUGAUUAUUCUACAGCUCGAAUUCUCAAGGUUCGUCUCGGGGAACACGAUGUAUCGUCUCUGGCCGAACGACACCCCCACGAAGAAUUCGAUGCAACGAGAAUCGUUCUGCAUCCCCGCUUCAACAACGAGACGCUAGAGAACGAUAUCGCUCUUCUUCAACUAUCCAGUCCCGUAAGACGAAAGCCUCACAUAAACAUCAUCUGCAUUCCAGACACGGAGACAGAGGAAAGAGAGCUUCUGGCGUCAUCUUCGUGUUAUAUCACAGGUUGGGGCAGGAGAACAGAAUCUUCCAACCAUUCCUUCGUGCUGAAAGAAGUGAACGUCCCCAUAUGGCGAGUAGGGGACUGUGAGUCGGCUCUGCAGCUCCAGUUUGGCUCCGACUUCACCUUACCCGGCACUUCCUUGUGCGCAGGCGCAGAAGGCAGAGAUGCCUGUGAUGGUGACGGAGGUGGUCCUCUUGUGUGCUUAAAGAAAUCUCGAUGGUACCAAGUGGGCGUCAUUUCUUUUGGCAUUGGAUGUGGACGGCGGAACAUUCCAGGUGUAUACACGCGAGUUCAAGCCUUCUCCUCCUGGAUCUACGCCACAGUCACAAGGUACGGGCGGCCCACCACUUGAACAUUGCCUACGUCUUAUUAUUAAAGGAGGCUUCUCCUAUGUGCUGAAGUUUUACAGACUGCUUGUACCAAACUAUUAGAAGAGAUGAAGUUUCUUCCAAAGGAAUAUAAACUCACUUGUGCUAUUUUGCCACAGGGUUGCGGGAUUGUCGUAUACCACAAAAUUGCUUUUUUCCAGCUUUAAUUGGCAACAAAAAAUGCAUUUGGCAUUUUAGAGAUUUUUUUUUGUGUGUAUAUUGAAAUUAUUUUCAUAAAACAUACGCAUAAUCAUUUAAAGCUUUCCUCAGAAUUUGAUGGUUUAGUACCUUGCAUAUGGAACUGUUUUUACCUACAUAUUGAUGUUUCUUGCGACUUUGUAAUUCUUCAGUUUGCAGCAAUAAUGAUAGCCGAUUAGAAUACAAAGUCCGGUUUAUCUCUCUACGAGGUUGCUGAUGCAGUUUUAGUUAUGCAAAUCAACAAAUAUUCGCAGAGUACACAGUAAAUAGGUUACAGAUGCCAACAGAGAAAAUCCUUGAAGUAUUUAUGAAAUAAACAGUUUUAUUUUUGUGAAUAACCCCUACCUAUAAUGGAAGUGUUAUGCUAGCGAUGUAGGAGGGUCUUAACACUUGCGGUAUCCAAAUCUUUUUGUUACUGUUGCUGUCACAUACAAAUGCUUUAUUCGGUGUCUACGGCAUCCAAGAAAUGUAUGUCUCCAAGAUGAGUUUCGACAAGACCAGACAAAAGAAAAACCUCUUGAGGCUCUUGAAAACUGUUUUUUUUUUUUUUUUUUUUUUUUUGAAAAGUUGUUACCGAAAUUUCGCAAUAUAUCCCAGCUGACGGCAUAUGCUGUGACUCGACAUGCCUUAACGUUUUUUCUGAAUUUAUCCAAUUCUGCACGAAUCUGCAAAUUUACUGCAGUAUGAUGUGUGACAGAGCAAUUACUAAGUGCAUUCACUCUUCUUUUCUAGAAAUAGACUGUCAACACCAAAAAGAAAAAAAAAAAUCACAUUCCAUGCUCCUCUGAGGUACCUUCCUCUCAUAUGGUAAUUAUUUUUACACUGUCCUGAUACAUUUUCAAUGAUGGUGGCGACGCUUAAAAGUCGUUAAGAAGUAUGAUAGUAUUUGUAUUUGGUAACACUUUUGAAACUACUCUGUAACCUAUUUAUUGACUUUCUCUCGUAGAGUGAAAAAUACACAUGUUUUUUCUUGCAUAUUUCUGUGAUAAGUUGGAUUUAAGUUAAAUAAUCUGGCAACCCUGUUCUGCCACAGCGUUAUGUGUUAUGCAUAGUGCCAUGAAUGGAGCCUACAUUGUCCAAGAGGAUCCAAGAAGUUUUUCUCAACAUAAUGUACGUUUAAGACACUUUUAUCUGCCACUUUUUAAAGGUACCUGUUAUACUAGAAGAAACAGGAAUAAUUUUAUUAUUGUAAAUUUUUGUGUUUUUAUAUACAUUAAAAUUUUUCAUUCUGUAGA